AUGAUAAUCUAGAAGUAAUUCCCAGCAUUGGUAGAUCAGGUGGUGUCAUUGCUGCCUGCAUGGGAGAUGCUGUUAGAGUCUCUAUCUUAGACGAAGAUAGACAAUUGCUUCAUCUAGAAUGUUCUUUAGCCGGUGCUUCCCCUUUCUUGCUUACUGCAAUUUAUGCUCUGCUCAAAUUCUUAGGAAUAAAUUAAUAUCCAUGUCUUCUCAAAUUUCUAUGCCUUGGGCUGUUUAUGGUGAUUUCAAUGAUAUUUUAUGAAUGUCUGAAUGAAUUAGUAGAACAGGUGCUAAUAUGGCGCGAAGUAGAUGGUUCCGAGAUCAAGUUCAUGACUGCGGACUUUCAGAUUUGGGAUCUAUUGGUCCUAAAUAUACUUGGAAAGGACCUCAAAUGCUGAACUUGACGAGUCAGGUAAACAUGAAGCAAGAUGCAAAAUAUAGAAGCAGCUCGCGCGACUCGUUAUUCCACUUUGGAUUCGUUGAACAAAAUUUUCAAGCCGAUGGCUCUUUCUUUCUCCCAAUCGAUCUCUCACCCUUCUCUGCAUCAUCUGAAACAACCUCUUGCUCCGCAAUUGUUCAAAAACACAUCUUUAUCGAAGGCCAACAUUGACUUGCUGAAAUUCCCUUACAUUCGAUGCUCUUCAAGCUUCGACAAAAAGUCCAGCAGUUCUCUCAGAACUUGCAAGAAUUGCAAAAGUCAAUACGACCCUGCACUCAAUCACCCUCGUGCUUGUCGGUUUCACACUGCCCAUUUCGGAGGAGAAACUAAGAGGAAGUUUGAGAGUGUGUAUAAAGGUGGCACCAUGGAUACUCCUGAUUCUGGUAAGGUUUUUCAGUACUGGCACUGCUGUGGCUCUGAAGAUCCAUUUGACCCUGGUUGCACAGCCGCUCCACACUCCUCUUAUGAUGACUGAUACAAUGAGUUUUGAUGAAAUCUUCAAAAUACCUUUUGGGGUCUUGCAGAGAAUUUUGAUUAUUGGAGAGGCCUCAGCUAUGGCAUUGUGUGCAAAGUGAUUCUUGCUCAACAACGAUGAUUAAUCAUUCUGCUAAAUGAGAUAAAGCCAUUUCAUUUGGUUAAACAUUGCAUAAGAUCACUUUCUGUGAUACUCUUUUUAGUACCAAACAAUGGAAUUUUCUUUAGUAUUUUUUUUGUUCACGCUGGCUGAUGUAGUUUGUGCUUGUAUCUAUCUAUCGUUUGAUGAUGUGUGCAUCAGAUUUAACUUGGUUAUAUGUGUCUGAAUUUAUGAUC
Neltuma alba is the source of this 1246-nucleotide messenger RNA. RefSeq lists its product as uncharacterized. The record is from RefSeq and is a predicted model, not a curated record. Lineage: Eukaryota; Viridiplantae; Streptophyta; Magnoliopsida; Fabales; Fabaceae. The transcript is spliced from 3 exons. The coding region runs from base 426 to 911 and encodes 161 amino acids.